Molecule: messenger RNA, 804 nt
Organism: Trematomus bernacchii (emerald rockcod)
Lineage: Eukaryota; Metazoa; Chordata; Actinopteri; Perciformes; Nototheniidae
Product: SUN domain-containing protein 3-like
Exons: 7
Coding region: 1-804 (267 amino acids)
Biological process (GO): nuclear envelope organization
Cellular component (GO): meiotic nuclear membrane microtubule tethering complex; nuclear envelope
Molecular function (GO): protein-membrane adaptor activity
Source: RefSeq, a predicted model, not a curated record
AUGGACAAGAACAGAAAGAGUUACAAAGACAGCAAGCAAAUGAGUGACUAUGACAGCAACAAAAUGAGCGACUAUCGCAGCAUAUUCAACCAAAAUAUGUUUGGCUUUCUCUCCUUCAUACUCGUCCUGUGUUUUGGAUGUGCAUGCAGAAAAGAGUUUCUCAGAUUAAACAAAGACACAAUGACCAACUUCAAGGGUCAAGUAAACACAUUAAGUGAAGAGAUUCUCAGAUUAAACAAAGUCCUGAACUCCCUGCAACCGGUGGCGGACACUAUGCCCAACUUCGCUCUGGAGAGUCAACAGGCAAGAGUUUUACUUGAUCAGUCUUCACAAACGUACUCCAAACGAAGAAGCUGCGCCUAUCUUUUUGGAAUGUUUUGUAAACGACCUGUACACCCAAGGACAGUCCUUCAGGGAGGCUCACCCCCGGCUGUAGGACGGUGCUGGCCCUUUGAAGGUGGGCGGGGGCAUUUAUUCAUCGCCCUGUCACACCCAGUCUACAUCAGCCAUGUGACACUAGGUCACAUUUCAAAGAACUUGUCCCCAACUGGCAUCAUUCCUAGCGCCCCAAAGACGUUUUCUGUCUAUGGCAUGAAUACUUUAGAUGACAAAGGAACCUAUCUAGGAACCUUUCUGUAUGAUCAGGACGGGGACGCAACACAAACUUUUGAGCUACCUGAUCAUGGAAAAGUUGUCUUCAAAUACGUGAAACUACAAGUUGAGAGCAACUGGGGUCACCCCGACUACACCUGUCUGUACAACUUCAGAGUUCACGGAAAGCUGGCAGAAGUUACAGUUUUCUAG